AUGUCGCCGCCGCCGACAAUUUCCAAACAAGAACUUUUGUCCAAUUUCGACACUUUUGUUUUCGAUGCGGACGGAGUUUUAUGGACGGGUGAUAUUCCGGUGCCAGGAGCCUCGGAUUGGAUCAAUUUGCUUCUCGAUGAUCCAAAUAAGGCUGUUUUCAUCACCACCAACAAUUCGACAAAAACGUUGGACCAAUAUAUGUGA
This is a messenger RNA of Caenorhabditis bovis, 204 nucleotides long. The record is from the annotation of a GenBank genome assembly. Lineage: Eukaryota; Metazoa; Nematoda; Chromadorea; Rhabditida; Rhabditidae.